CAGCACCCCGGCGCCCUCAACGACGCUGUCAGCGGCCGGCCUGAAGCGUAUGGCGGGCCUCAAGUCUGCCAGCGGCCAGCAGAGCAAGGAGGAAAUGCGACAGGUGCUGUUCAACAUCAGCGGAGCUUGCGAGCCAGGGGAGAUGCUGGCCCUCAUGGGCCCCUCUGGUGGCGGCAAGACCACGCUGCUCUCAAUCCUAGGCGGCCGUGCGCCCAAGCUCACAAAGCAAGACGGGCGUGCAACCUUCAACGGCAGCAAGCUGAACAAGCGCGUGAAGCGGCAGAUCGGCUUUGUGCUGCAGGACGAUCUGCUGUACUCCACACUGACGGUGCAAGAGACGCUGUACUUUGCCGCCAUGCUGCGCCUGCCCAAGCACAAGACCAAGGCGCAAAAGCUGGAGCGAGUGGAUGCUGUGAUCAAGGCGCUUGGCCUGGGGCGGUGCCGGGACACCAUCAUCGGCGACCACAUGCGGCGAGGCGUGUCGGGCGGCGAGCGCAAGCGUGUGUCUGUGGGACACGAGCUGCUCAUCAACCCCGCCAUCCUGCUGCUGGAUGAGCCCACGAGCGGCCUGGACAGCAGCGCAGCCCGCAAGAUGGUGGAGCUGCUUCGCAAGCUGGCCUCCAGCGGGCGCGCCGUCAUCACCACCAUCCACCAGCCCUCCUCCAACAUCUACCGCCAGCUGGACUCGGUGCUGCUGCUGAGCCAGGGGCACCCCAUCUUUUACGGCAAGGGCGCCGAGGCGGCUGCUUGGUUUGACCGGCUUGGCUUUGCCUGCCCCUACGGCGUCAACAUCGCUGACUGGAUACUGGACCUUGCCAGCGGGGAGGUCAGCGGCAAGCAGAACAGCGGCGGCGACGUGGAGGCGCCCUCGCUCGUAGAGGUGCGGCUGCGCCCCGCGGCCUCGGCCAGCGUGCAGCUGGCACGGGCCAACAGCAGCAAGGUGGCGGGCGUGGACCGCAGCGCGACGGGGCUGGCGGCGUCGGCGCCGGGCGCCAGCCGCUGGGGAGCCUCCUACUGGACACAGUUUACCACUCUGUUCAUCCGCGCGGUGCGCGUGCGGCGCUUUGAGACGCUGAGCCAGCAGGACCUGGCGCAGUUCCUCUGCGUGGCCGCCGUGUGCGGCAUGAUCUGGUGGCAGGUGGGGCACAGCGACACGGUGUACGGCGCGCAGAACACGACGGGGCUGCUGUUCUUCGAAGCGCUGUUCCUGGCCUUCCGCACAAUGUUCCAAGCGCUGUUCACCUGGCCAAACGAGCAGAAGAUGAUGCUGAAGGAGCGCGCGUCUGGCAUGUACCGCCUCUCCGCUUUCUACCUGGCCCGCUCCGCCUCAGACAUCCCCUCAGACCUCACCAUACCCUCCGUCUUCAUCGCCAUCAUCUCCACCACCGACAUCAACGGCCCUCCCUGGGAGGCGGCUGUGCUCAUGGGCUUCCUCAUCCUCUCCCGCCUCCUGGUCUACAUCGCGCUGCGCAUGAAGACAAAGGCGUGAGGUGCCGCAGCCGCCGCAGGCAGCAGCCCCGCGGCGCCGGCUGCAGGGGCUGGCGGCGCCGGCGUCGCGCCUGCGCCCCGCCUCCCUGCAGCCAGCCAGCCGCGGGCGCCCGCGACUCCCUCCCCGGCCACUCGCUCGCCAGCCUACCGGAAUUCUCACAUUGAGAGUGAUAGCCAGGCAGCGCUGCCCCGACGUGGCGGAUGCCACCACCGCCGCCCACGGGAGGGCCAGCCUCCAGCCCCGCCGCCAGCCCCCAAGGCUUGCGCCCCCCGCCUCUGGUCCACUGCAAGGCGCGCGCCACGCAGCAUUUGGUCCACUGCAAGGCGCGCGCCACGCAACAUGCAUGCCCCCAUUUCAUCAGUACCUGCUCCCCCUUGACAUACAAACCCUCCCAUACCCUCCUGCCUGUCGCUGCACAGGCAUGCACGCCUGCCCGCCCUCCCAUUUCAUUUCGAGUACUGCAGAUUCAAGGCAUAGAGUAUGGAAUCUCUAUUCACACUGUUGUCAACUAGGAAGAGGAAGAGAGGGCAUGCCCGUUGAAUUACACUGCAGUAGCUCUUGCCCGUAGCAACCCCGCCACACUGGGCUGCAGCAGCUGCCCAACUCACAUGUAACGACUGGUCCGAC
Messenger RNA from Chlorella variabilis, 2116 nucleotides. RefSeq lists its product as hypothetical. The transcript has 15 exons. Gene Ontology annotation, cellular component: membrane. Lineage: Eukaryota; Viridiplantae; Chlorophyta; Trebouxiophyceae; Chlorellales; Chlorellaceae. Bases 50 to 1489 code for a protein of 479 amino acids. The record is from RefSeq and is a predicted model, not a curated record. Gene Ontology annotation, molecular function: ATP binding; ABC-type transporter activity; ATP hydrolysis activity.